Molecule: messenger RNA, 2003 nt
Organism: Xyrauchen texanus (razorback sucker)
Lineage: Eukaryota; Metazoa; Chordata; Actinopteri; Cypriniformes; Catostomidae
Gene: hepacamb
Product: hepatic and glial cell adhesion molecule b
Exons: 7
Coding region: 85-1377 (430 amino acids)
Source: RefSeq, a predicted model, not a curated record
AUGGCAGUACUGAGUUGGAGGACGUGCUCAGAGUGAGAAAAUCAUGCUAAUUGUUUGGGGAAGACUGUGAAAGUUAGACUCAAGAUGAAGGCAGAAAAAUGGGCUUUCUCUUGGUCAACAGCUGCUAUUACAGCACCACUGCUCUUGAUCCUUGCCGUUAUGAUUCACUCAGGAUGUGUUAUGGGGGUGAACAUCACCAGUUUGGAGACUGUAAUCAGAGGGUCAGUGGGUGGAGAAGCUCUGCUCUCUGUCCGAUAUUCAAGCACCAGUCUGGAUCCUCCUGUCAUCAAAUGGCAGCUGAAGAGGGACAAACCCAUUACAGUGGUCCAGUCUAUCGGCACAGAGAUCAUCGGUAACCUGCGGCCAGAAUACAGAGACCGUAUCCUUGUUUUUGAAAAUGGCACACUGCUGCUCCAUAACCUCAGACUGUCUGAUGAGGGUACCUAUGAAGUGGAGAUCUCCAUCACCGAUGACACCUUCACUGGAGAGGGCAGCAUAGAGCUGACGGUUGAUGAGCCUAUCUCAAAGCCAUAUAUUCACAUGGUCACCUCCUCUGUUCUGGAACUGACAGAGGAUUUCAUGCUCAACUGCACUCACGACACAGGAACCAAGACCACCUACAGCUGGACAAAAGGUGGCAAGCCAUUACUAAAUGAGACUCGCCUGCUCCUGUCCGCUGAUCAGAAGGUCUUGAACAUCACACGCGUUCAGAUGGUUGAUGAUGAUGUCUACAGUUGCAUGGUGGAGAACCCUCUUGGUAGCAUGAAAAGCCUGCCAGUCAGACUAACAGUUUACAAAAGGAGUUCCCUUUAUAUUAUACUGUCCACAGUGGGCAUCUUUCUCCUCAUCACUCUUGUAACUGUGUGUGCUUGCUGGAGGCCAUCAAAAAACAGAUCAAAAAAGAAGAGGUCCAAAACUAUGUUACCAAGAUCCAUUCCACAAAACCACCACAUCAUAUAUCAUGACGUUAAGCCAGAGGAUGAUAUCAUCCCAAUAAUGACUGAUCAUGAGCGUAGGAAUCCUGUAUCACUCUACAUCCUAAAAGAAAAGGAUUCUCCAACUGGUGAUCCAACAUCAACAUGUGAAAGGUGCACCACUAAUGGCAGCAUCCCUCCAAGCUACAGCAGCUCCAUGCCUCCUCCAUCCGACGAGCCACCAGCACGCACCUCUCGCAGAUACCCUCGCACUCCCACUAAAUCUCCCCCGGCACACCGCCGCCGGAGGAAGGGACACAGCCAGAGCCCACCAGCCCCCUCUCCAUCUCGUAGCCGAGGCUCCAGUCAUUCUUCUCCACCGCCUGUGCCCUCUUCUCCAGCCAGAAAGCCUGAAGAUUCAUCCACCACUCCACAAGAAAGCAGAGGCUCUCCAAAAACAUAGAUGCUGAUGUACAGACCAAGUCUGGUGAGCCCACAUGCUGCAAAGAGACAAAUAUUGACCUGCACAAAUACAUUUGCAUUAAUGUAUGUAAAUACACAGUAGCCUAUAUGGUCCAAAGCAUUACAUUUCAGAUUUGUUUUUCUUUGUUGAGACACUUUUUAUUCAAAUGCACUUUGUGAAUGUUCAGUUUAUCUAACAUGGUAGGGUAUGUUCCCUGUCAGAGAUGCCUGGGUAAUGAAAUGUGAUUAUGUUGGCUUGACAAAGCAAUUUUUCAAAAUCCUAAACCCCACUCCUAGUGCGUUUAAGCUACAUCCACAAAACUCAGAAAUCAGCCAGAUAACCCUAACAACCAUCUAGUAACCACACAGAACACCUUAACAACCAGCUAGCUAGGCCUAUAUUCCUCAAACCUCAAAUCUGUCAUCAAAUCACCUAAUUUGGUGCUUAUUCAAACUUCAAAAUGUUGUACACUUCCAGGCAAGGCUUUGUCAAGCCAACAGUCAAAGUUUGUCUUGACAAACAAACUUUCCAUGUCUGUUUUAUUUUGGAAAAUGUAAAUGACAAGUAGAGUUCAAGAGUUGAUCUGUAAUGAAGAUGGUAAAUAAAAUCUUGAGAAAGACCUGGAA